Molecule: messenger RNA, 1230 nt
Organism: Harmonia axyridis
Lineage: Eukaryota; Metazoa; Arthropoda; Insecta; Coleoptera; Coccinellidae
Product: peptidyl-prolyl cis-trans isomerase E-like
Exons: 6
Coding region: 73-1203 (376 amino acids)
Biological process (GO): protein peptidyl-prolyl isomerization
Molecular function (GO): peptidyl-prolyl cis-trans isomerase activity
Source: RefSeq, a predicted model, not a curated record
UUUUGACAUUUGUAAUGUUGGAUGUCAAUUGAACAUAAUAUACUUUAAAAAUUUUGUGUGAUAAAAAAACUUAUGGAAAAAUACGAUAAAGGAAAAGUAUGUGCAUGUUUGCCAUGUCGAUGUACAAAAUUUGUGCCUACUACAAUACCUAGAUAUAACAAAGCUGGAGUUGAAAAGCAUGUUUGGAUGAGCGACUUGAGAGAAUACAAUGAACAUAGGAAGAGGUGUUUUUACGCCAAACCGAUAGUAGAUGCGAGACCGCCCUAUUUAGAUCUUUCUGUCAAAUUCAAGCCCCUAAUUUGUUAUAAGGAUGCUCAUCAAGCUAUGAUGAUUGACAAACAAAACAAGCACUUUAUGAUGCGUUUGAUAGAAAUGGACAGGCUUGGGGGUUUCACAGAUACUGUGAAUAGUGCCGCUAACUUCCAUAUGUCCAAUUGGCAAGGUCAAAAAGGAAAUAUGUUAAAAAUAGUAAAACAAAACAAAGAGUUUCACAAAAGAAUCAUAGCAGUAAAAUCCUAUUAUGCAUACAAACCUAAAGAGUGGAGACAUUUCCUAGACUCUUUAAGAAAAGCUGCACAUUAUCCUUUAACAGUAUUAAAAAAAAGAGAUUUGGAUGAAGAAGUCAAAGCCCAGCCUUCUAUAAGUAUCGGAUUCCCAAAAAUCUCCAAUCAUAUUGAGUGUUUCAUGGAUUUUACUAUGCAGAAUGGUGAAUACCUCGGAAGAAUCACAAUCGAAUUAUACCACGAAAUCGCUCCUUUGCAUGUACACAAUUUUGUAGAUUUUUGUGAGAAAUACAGUCAACAGACUAAGAAGAACAUUAUAGUACAACGUAUUGUGAAAGAUAGAUAUUUCGAAAGUAAUUUCAUUACAAACAAUAAAACUGAGAAUAAAGGGAAAAGAAACACGAAACCCGUUCGUAAGAUUUUCAAAAUGAAACAUAGCAGAGCAGGUACUAUAUCGAUGAUCAGAGAUGAAACACAUUCGAAUAACUUGAAAUUAUGUCUAACACUCUGUCCUAUGCCGGAAUUAGACAGAAAAAAUGAAGUUUUCGGUAAAGUAACGAAGGGUAUUGACGUCCUAGUAAAAAUAAAUGGAUAUGGUCGUAAAAUAGGCAAACCAUUAGAUGUAAUAAUAAUUUCAGACUGUGGCGAGAUGCCACCUUGUAUUUGUCACAAAAAAACAAUUAGAUGUAAACCUUUCUAAUUAUCUCAUUAUAUAAUUCUUAAAACA